Messenger RNA from Strigops habroptila (Kakapo), 5233 nucleotides. It is a transcript of the gene MICAL1, whose product is annotated as microtubule associated monooxygenase, calponin and LIM domain containing 1. The record is from RefSeq and is a predicted model, not a curated record. NCBI's taxonomy places the organism in Eukaryota, Metazoa, Chordata, Aves, Psittaciformes, Psittacidae. Gene Ontology annotation, molecular function: protein binding; FAD binding. The transcript is spliced from 26 exons. The coding region runs from base 655 to 4026 and encodes 1123 amino acids.
CCUGGUUUGACGCAGACGCCCCGUUUCCGCGUCCGCCCUGGUCUCUCACUGCUCCAAACCAUGGGUGGGCUCCACUGUGCCCGCAUCCAGCAGCUUUGCAGGGGGCUGGUGGGCUCGAAACACCCCUCCCGAGCUGGGGGGAGAGGGUAUAGAGUAUGGGGGGUGGUUCUGCACCAGGACCCCCGGGAAGAGGCCCGAGGGGGCCAUGGGAAGGAGGGAUGGAGGGGCUGAGCUGGGUGGCCCCACUGGCCGAAGCCACCGGCGGUGCCACGGGUGACUCACGGCGACAUAACCCCCGCCCCGUGUCCUUGAGUCACCAUCCCCAGCCUCGUGGCAGGUUGUCCCCGUGUGUCACCGGAGCCCCGUGUCCAGCAGCACUCUGAGGACACCGGCACCCGAAAACACCCCAAAGCGCCAGGCCAGGAGCGACCUUCAGUGACGGCAGCGGCUCCAUCCUCUGCCCCAAGGCACAUGCUGUAUGGAGGAAGCUGCUUGCUGCCACCGCAACCAUCCCCUUCCCUGACGUCACUGCGCAGGGUGACACCGUGGCAGCACCCAGGGGAGACUUCAACACCCACUGCCAGAAAGAGCCACCCAACAGCACCCCCGGGUGGGAAACCUCACAACGAACAGCAGGCUGCGGGGUAAAGCAGGAUGAGCGCACCGGCCAACCCUGCCCAUGCCAUCUUCGAGAGGUUCCUGCGUGCCGGGGAGUGCCAGGAGGUGCUGAGCUGCUUCGGGGAGCUGUGCCAGGAGCUGGGGCUGCAGGGCAGCGGGCUGCAGCUCUACCAUGGCCUCAAGGCUGCCCUCAACUACUGGAGUGCCAAGGCCCUGUGGAGCAAGCUGGAUAAGAAAGCUGGGCACAGGGACUAUGACCAGGGCACAGCCUGUGCCAGCACCAAGUGCCUGGUGGUGGGGGCCGGCCCCUGCGGGCUGCGGGUGGCCAUCGAGCUGGCGCUGCUGGGCGCCCGUGUGGUGCUGCUGGAGAAGCGGGAUUCCUUCUCCCGCAACAACGUCCUGCACCUCUGGCCCUUCACCAUCCAUGACCUGCGGGCACUGGGCGCCAAGAAGUUCUAUGGGCACUUCUGCACUGGCACGCUGGACCACAUCAGUAUCCGGCAGCUCCAGCUGAUCCUGCUGAAGGUGGCUCUGCUCCUGGGGGUGGAGGUGCACAUCAACGUGAAGUUCAACGGUCUCAUCCCCCCAACGGGCAAGGCGGGUGGACAGGGCUGGCGUGCUGUGCUGCAGCCCAGCUCCUCUCCCCUCAGCCACUACGAGUUUGACGUCCUCAUCUCAGCCGGUGGAGGCAAAUUUGUCCCUGAAGGGUUCAAGCGGAAGGAGAUGAGGGGCAAGCUGGCCAUUGGCAUCACCACCAACUUCAUCAACCGCCACAGCCGGGCCGAGGUGGAGGUGGCCGAGAUCAGCGGCGUGGCCCGAAUCUACAACCAGAAGUUCUUCCAAAACCUCUACAACAAAACAGGCAUCGACCUGGAAAACAUCGUCUACUACAAGGAUGACACUCACUAUUUCGUCAUGACAGCCAAGAAGCAGAGCCUGCUCAAGAAGGGGGUCAUCCUCCAGGACAAAGCAGACAUCGAGAGCCUCCUGUCCCCGGAGAAUGUGAACCGGGAUGCCCUCCUCAGCUAUGCCAAAGAAGCUGCCAACUUCUCCACCAACUACCGCCUUCCCCAGCUGGAGUUUGCCCUCAACCACCGAGGCCUGCCAGAUGUUGACAUGUUUGACUUCACCUGCAUGACGCGCUCGGAGAACGCGGCGCUGGUGCGGGAGCACAAUGGGGUCCGUCUGCUCCUCGGGCUGGUGGGCGACUGCUUGGUGGAGCCCUUCUGGCCACUGGGCACCGGCGUGGCCCGGGGCUUCCUCGCUGCCUUCGAUGCGGCAUGGAUGGUGCGGCGAUGGGCGGCCGGGACCCCCCCGCUGGAGGUGCUGGCUGAGAGAGAGAGCAUCUACCAGCACCUCUCACAGACCUCCCCGGACAACACCAACAAGAACAUCAGCCAGUACAGCAUUGACCCGGCCACGCGCUACCCCAACAUCAACCUGCAGGCCAUCAAAGCCAACCAGGUCCGGGACCUCUACCUCGUGGGCACGGUGGAGGUGGACCACAAGAGGAAGAGUGACAACAGAUUCAGCACUGUGGUCUCCAGAGAUGCCUAUGAAGACCUGCUGAGCUGGUGCCAGGCCAGCACGGCCGGGUACCGAGGUGUGGAGGUGACCAACUUCACCACCUCCUGGACCAGCGGCUUGGCCCUCUGCGCCCUCAUCCACCACUUCCGCCCCGACCUGGUGCAUUUUGACUCUGUGGACCCCCAGGAUCCCAUCCGGACUCACCAGAUGAUGCUGGACAUGGCAGAACAGGAGCUGGGCAUCCAGCCUGUCCUCUCUAGCAUUGAGAUGGCCACCAUGGCAGAGCCCGACCGCCUGGGGCUCAUCACCUACCUCAGCCAGUUCUAUGAAGCUUUCAAGACCUCUCCAAAGGCAGAGGAGGUCACCAAGAAGCCGCUGCUUCCCCUUGGUACACGAGGAGCCAUCCUCUUCCUCAGCAAGCAGCAGAAGAGCCGGAGCCUGACACACAAGCGUGCCCAGGACAGUGCCCAGAAGGAUGCUGAGGCCAAGAGGAGUCGCAGGGAUGCUGAGGUGGACAUGGGGCUGGAUGGAGACAUUCUGGAUGAUGCCCAUGAGCUGCCACAAGCCACCACCAUGGACCCAGGGCAGCCAGCAGCAGCCCGCGGGGACAGCAGCGACGCCUGUUACUUCUGCGGCCGCCGCGUCUACAUCCUGGAGCGAGCCAGCGCCGAGGGACGCUUCUUCCACCGCGGGUGCUUCCAGUGCCGGCAGUGCGGGGCCACCCUGCGCCUGGGCGACUACGCCUGCGACGAGCAGCACGGUCAUUUUUACUGCUCGCUUCACUACCCCAAUCCAACCGGCAUGGAUCUGGCCCAGGAUGAGCCCCUGGUGCUGCCUGAUGGGGAUGCUGCCUGCCUGCCCCCAGAUGCUGGGAGCCCAUGCGUGUCCCCUGAGGAUGGUGUCCCGGGUCCUCUGCAGCCCCCACCAGCAGCCCCACAGCCAGGGGAAGAGCAAGGGGCAGUGGAGGACACUGUGGGUGCUGGUGACACCGAGGAGCAGGAGCUGCUGGCACAGCCCGGGCAGGAUGUGAGGGAGGAUGAGGGUCCCAGCGCGGAGCCCAGACGGGUGGCAGAGGAGGGUGAGGAAGGCGGUGGCAGGAGGAAGAUCGUCCUCACGCCGCUGGAGAAGCUCAAGCUGUCCACGCUGAACCUCACCAGUGAAGCAGAGCCUGAGCCACCACCGAAGCCGGCUCGUCUGUGGCUCCAAGCAGCACCCGAGGCCCUCCCUGCUCAGUGGCCAGGACAAGAUGCCUGGGAGGAAGAGGAGGAGGAGGAUGAUGAGGAGGAAAUGGCCAUGGAGGAAGCUUUGGAGGAGAGUGACAGUGAGGAGGAAGAGGAAGAGGAGGAGGAGGAAGGCACAGACCUUGGCAUCAGGGCGGGGUUGGGCCUGGACCUGGGGGAAGAGGAAAAAUACCCCACCUGGAAGCGCACCCUGACCCGCCGGGACAGGGAAGCCCAGAUGAAGCGGUUCUGCAAAGCCCAGGCCAUCCAGAGGCGGCUGGAGGAGAUCGAGGUGACAUUCCGGGAGCUGGAGCAGCAGGGCAUCAAGCUCGAGAAGUUACUCCGGGACGAGGAUGGCACCCCAGCCGACCAGAAGACGCAAUGGAUGAACCAGCUGCUGUACCUAGUCCAGAAGAAGAACAGCCUGAUGUCUGAGGAGUCGGACCUCAUGAUCGCGGUGCAGGAGCUGAAGCUGGAGGAGCAGCAGUGCCAGCUUGACCAGAAGCUCCGGGGCUACAUGGACAAGAAGGAAUCCUUGAAGACACCCGAGGAUCGUGUGGCCGAGCAGGAGAUCCUGGUGCAGCUGCUGGAUGUGGUGAACAAGCGCAACGUCCUCAUCCACAUCCAGGAGGAGAAGCGGCUCAGUGAGCUGCAGCCCUGAUUCAUGUGGCUGCAGGACAUACCGGUUCCUCCCGGGGUGGGACAAGAGGUGUCCCCCCAGCCUGGCCGAGCAUCACUUCUGGAGGUGAUGCUUGAGGUGCUGUGGUGAAUCCAGCUCCCUGCUUGCCAAAGCUGCCAUGGAGAGGCCAGACCCACUGGUGGAUACCUGUGUAGGGAGACACCGAGGAGCACCCUGGCUUUGGGGUGCAGAGAGGGUUUCUCCACGCUUGGCUGGAUUGCAUUUGCCUUGUGCUUGCUAGAGACAAGAUUUGCAGGAGGCUACAGGACACAGGGACCGUGGCGGCUCCGCCUGGGGUUUGCUACAGGAGGAAGAAGCCCCACAUGGAAGCGGGGUCUCACCCAGUGCAGGAGGUCCUGCAGCCAUCACCUCUUCCAGCGGAUGCUGCCCAGAGGCUUGGCUGCAGCAUGGAAAGUGUUUUGUCAGCAGGGCCCCUCAUGCUCAAGCUGAACAUGCCUCAGGACACGUUCUUGGUGGGACAGAGGUGGCUCAUCACAACCCAUCCAGCCCCGGGCACUGAAGAUGUGACCACGGCCACAACAGGCAGGUCACAGUGGAGAUGCCGAAUGUGGAGAGGCAGUGUCAUGAGCAGCCUGUAGAAGACACCUGGGGGCAUCCAUCCAUGCAUCCUAAUCCAGGAUACCCAUCCCACCCUGGGACAUCCAUCCCACACUGGACAUCCAGCUCUUCCAGGGACAUCUGGCUCUACAAGUGGAGCCAGUGACAGACUGGGCUGAUCCCACCACUCUGUAUCACUGCUUUUGAGUGCCAUGUCCAUGCUGCUCCCAGCAACUGCUGGAACCCAGUCAGAAACCCCACUGUGAUGCCCCAGGGCUGGGGAAGGGGCUUUCUGUCCAGCAGCUCCCAGAGGGGAUUGAGCUCAGCGCCAGCACUGUGUGACACGAGGCCGAGGCCUGCGUCCUCCUUGUCCCUUUGGGGUUUCUCCUGCUUGGCAAUGCCACAGUUGUUGCAGGGUGGCCUCCACGGCCAAACUGUGCUUAAGCACCAGCUAUGCCAAGCACGGAGGUCCUGGGCGCGGGCUCCUCUGUUAGCAAUACACCCCCCUCUCCAUUCCUCCCCAUUCCCAUCCUGCCUCCCCAAACCCUCCUGUCUACCUUGUGUUUGCACCAACCCUACUAUCCUGCUGCAACCUCUCCCUUCCUUUGAAUAAAGCCUUCCCAACCCAGCA